This is a messenger RNA of Blepharisma stoltei, 718 nucleotides long. The record is from the annotation of a GenBank genome assembly. NCBI's taxonomy places the organism in Eukaryota, Ciliophora, Heterotrichea, Heterotrichida, Blepharismidae.
AUGAUUAUUUCAAAUUUCUUAAAAGAUCCUAUUAUAGCGACUAUUCAUUUCCCGAAAACUGUUAGAGAUAUUCCGACUGACAUCCAAUUUCCGAGCUGCUCAGCUAAUUUCUGUAGGAUUAGCACUGUGCAACAGAAUCCUGAAUACUUGGAAGCGAAGCUCAGAAAUUUGAGAUCAUUUUCACAGAAUCAAGGGGUGCUGCUUUUGGUUUUAGACUUAGAAGAUCUACAAUGUUUGGAAUUUAUUAAUAUAAAAUGCUUUGAGUACAAUUGCUUACUGCUUGUAGCGGCCACUGCCAUGGAUCUUCAAAAAUACAUUGAAGGGUUUGCAUCAAGACCUAAGCCACAACCGGUUUAUAAGGAUGCAGGGGAUUUUCUAAAACAAAUAAAAGGCGUCAAUAAAAGCGAUAUUAAGAAACUAUUGGAGAGAUGGGGGACUCUAGCUCCCCAAGUCCUUAAUCGGACAAUUCUACAUAAUUUUUUUUAGAAAAUUAGCCUAUUUAUAAUAAUAAUAAAUCAAUAAAUAAAACAUCUUAUUUUAUUAUUUUUAUCCUACCCUUGAUCGAAAAAUAGCAGGAAGCACGAUAUAGGAAGAGGGAUUAAGCAAAAUUAGUAAACAAAGUGAGCAGGAUAUGCUGAAUGUAAAAGGCAUAGGCAAAGAAAAAGCGAAGAAGAUUUGUAAUGUUUUAUUUUCUAAUUUAACAAGAUCUAAUAAUUAA